Molecule: messenger RNA, 2158 nt
Organism: Drosophila eugracilis
Lineage: Eukaryota; Metazoa; Arthropoda; Insecta; Diptera; Drosophilidae
Source: RefSeq, a predicted model, not a curated record
AUGAAUAACAUACCCUUGCCGCCGACCGACAUACCCCCGCCCCCGACAUCAGAAGUGGGAUCUGCUUUGCCUACUGCACAUGCCACCGAUCCGUAUUUGUCAGCGUUGGAGCUACAAAACCGCAACCUACUGGAAAUCAUCAAAAACAUGCAGACACCAAGGGCACCGCCAGCCGAUGGAAAAGCAUCAUAUGUGACUCUUCCAAAAUUCUAUCCUGACAUCACUGGAGCGGAUGCUUCCUCUUGGUGUUCAACAGUUGAUCUAAUUUUGGCGGAUAACGUGCUCGAGGGUAGCAACCUGGUGAUCGCCCUAAGCAAGGCACUAGAAGGCUGCGCAUCUCAGUGGCUUUCCCAAAUUUGCUUUGCCGGCAUCACUUGGGCGCAGUUCAAGGAGCUGUUUAUACAACGCUUUGUUGGAAUUGAGACUUCUGCCGCCAUGCUAUUAAAUGUUCUGAAUGAUCGAAAGCCGAAGGAGGGCUUCGCCGAAUACGGCAGCCGUAUUGUGACGCUACUUAUGUCAAAAUGGAAAACCAAGAAUUUGCAGAAGAUUGCGGUACCAGUACCGUUAGCUCACAUGGCUCAAAUUGAUAAUAAUUUGUGGCAUUGGCUGUUUACAACGAAUGUGACGACUCGUAAUGAGCUGCAGCAGCAGCUACAGGCUUACGCUUUCAAGAAGCGUAACAACGAGGAGGUCGGAUAUUCGACGGGUCCGGAUAAGAAGAAAACAAGAAUGCAGUCGCAGGUGAACAAGAGCUACGAGAAGCGAGUUGACGUUUGUACACUGGCUCCACCAAGUGGAACAAUUACGUUAUCCGGUGAGUCUAUUCCAUAUUGUUUUGAUUCUGUAGCCGAAUGUUCACUGGUCAAGGAGAGUGUUGCAGAUAAAUUCAGCGGAAAACGAUUUCACAAUAUUGUAACUUUAAAUGGUCUGAGUAAUAUUAAUAUUGAACAAUAUUGUUUAGAAGUUGUGUUACAUGUAGUUAUGGACAAGUAUUUGAAGCAUGACGUGUUGAUUGGCCGUGAAGUUUUAAGCCUGGGCUUUGGUGUAUCAAUUGAUGCAGAUAAAUUUUGCUUUUAUAAUAUAAAAAGAGUAAAUGUUCUGAGUCUAGUGAAGUAUGAAGAAAUCAUAAAUUCUGAUACUAAUUUAAUUGAUUCUGAUAAGACGAUAUUAAACAAUAUGUUGAGAUGUCACUCGGAUAGGUUUAUUGACGGAACUCCAAUGACUCGUGUGACGAUAGGUCAAUUAGAAAUUAGGCUAAUAGAUCUACAAAAGACCGCACCAUAACAAAUGGAAUUGUUAUGGCGGGGGUCAAAGAUCGCACCAUAGCAGAAGGACUUGCUGUGGUGGGGGUCAGUGAUGAUCGCACCAUGACAGAAGGAUUUGUCAUGGCGGGGAUCGGUAAUAAUAACUGCAUGUCGUAGAAUGGUAAAUUAGCCCACUGUAUAAGUGUGGCAAAGAAUGGUGCAGGUGCAGAAUUGUGCAGGCAUCAUCAGCAGUCCAGAAAAAGAGAUAUACUCAGCUGCUGAGUAAGGUCUGUUCGUAGUGGCGUAGAAAAGGGAUGGCAUUAUGAUUUGCCAAAACUGUGAAUUAGCUUAGAGUGUGCGGAUAAAAUAAUUGAGAAACGAAGAAUUCGAUGGCCUAAGUGAUGGCGAUUCCCAGGAGGGGAACGAACUAAUAGACGGCGUUAGUAAGCGUGCGUCUGUGUCCCAAGAGGGGAAAGAGCAUGAAGACGGCACAAGUGAAUGUGCGUCUGUGUCCCAAGAGGGGAAUUGAGGACCGCACCAAAACAGCUGUCUCACAGGGAUGAGAAGUGUUAUGGCAGGGGUCAAGGUGAUUGGGUGUAAGUGUGUACAUCAAAUUAAAUUGAGAAACUAAGAGACAAAUCUAAGUUGUGUGAAAUCUGAAUUAUUGGAAAAUUCUGAUUCGAAUUGAAUGAUAUGAACAAGAUCAUCAUAAGUUGAAAAUUUAUUAUGUCUGUAAACAGGAGAAAAUUGUGUUUCCUAGAUAAAAACAAAAAAAAAAUUGUCAGUUGGUGUUUGUGUAAGCGGCUCUGUAAGUUUGUAAAUUUUAAGAGAAAAAUAAUGAUCAAAAUAAAAUACCUAAGGAAAAUAGUGUUCAGAAUAAAAUACCUGAGAAACGAAUAAAUUUGACUGAGGUA